CGGCCGUAUCAUCGCCGUUUGGAGGUGCUGUGGGCGAGCAAUGCGUUUUUCAUGGUGGUCGCAUUCAUUUUGGCCAUAAAGCUUUAUACGACCGACUGCAGAGAUCCUUCUCUGCAAGUAUAUUCACCGGCGAAUGGAGCCGUUUCAUACAUUGCUGAACACAAAUUCACACCGGCACUGGGCAAAUUGACCGAGUACAUGGGAUAUCCAGAUGACGAAACAGACAGAAAGUGGCAAGAAUUGUAUCAGUAUAAUCGGUCGGUGAUCACGAAGGAGGAAGCAAAGCACUUGUCCACGCCCACCAUGGCCCUUCCGGGAACUGAGGAUUAUCUCGUCGAACUCGAGGUAUAUCAUCAGCUACAUUGCCUGAAUGUACUUCGGAAACUGCUCUAUCCGGAGAGAUAUCACUUGCUGGAGCGAGUGUCAUGGAAGAACGGAACGAUCAAUAGAGAGAGCUAUGGUUUCAAACACUGGGAUCAUUGCGUGGAGACGCUCCGGCAGACGCUGGUUUGCCACGCUGAUGUAGCACCGCUCUCCUGGCACGUCAACGUACCAUUCAACCGAGGCAUCUACCCAAGAUUGGCCUCAACGCAUACGUGCAGGAACUUCUCCCAGAUCAACAAGUGGGCGGAAGAACACCAAGCGCCGGAAUUCACGCAAAAAAUCAAGAACUUCACGGAGCUUCAGCAGAUCAUUGAUGGUACGGACAUCGAUCACUCCACGGAGGAAGAUCUGCAGGAUAAGUAUGAGUUAUUUCCUGGCGAUCAGUGGUUCAAGCACUGGCGUGAGAAUCCUUAUGAUGGG
Messenger RNA from Zymoseptoria tritici IPO323, 804 nucleotides. RefSeq lists its product as uncharacterized. The record is from RefSeq and is a predicted model, not a curated record. NCBI's taxonomy places the organism in Eukaryota, Fungi, Ascomycota, Dothideomycetes, Mycosphaerellales, Mycosphaerellaceae. Gene Ontology annotation, biological process: mycotoxin biosynthetic process. The annotation marks the transcript as partial. The transcript has 5 exons.